AUGCAUGGAAAUAAUAAGUCGUUUUCUAUCGAAUAUUUGAUAGCUGGAAAAUCUUCACCACCAUCAUCACCAAUUCCACUCGUCUCAUCAUCAUCAUCAUCAUCACCAUCUCAAACAUCAUCAACAACAUUUCAACAGAUACCAUUUGAAUUAAAACGUAUGCGUACAGCAUUUACUAGUAUACAAUUACUUGAAUUAGAACGAGAAUUUGCAUCAAGUAUGUAUUUAUCACGUUUACGUCGAAUUGAAAUUGCUGCAUGUCUUGGUUUAACUGAAAAACAAGUUAAAAUUUGGUUUCAAAAUCGUCGUGUAAAAUUUAAAAAAGAAGGAACAAUAACUACUUGUGAUAAGAAAAAUUCAGUGAAAGUAUUACGAACAUGUCAUACAAAUCAACAUAAACGAUCAAAUGAACUUUGUAAUGAUAGUCAAUAA
Molecule: messenger RNA, 432 nt
Organism: Adineta steineri
Lineage: Eukaryota; Metazoa; Rotifera; Eurotatoria; Adinetida; Adinetidae
Source: the annotation of a GenBank genome assembly